Messenger RNA from Leptomonas pyrrhocoris, 1554 nucleotides. RefSeq lists its product as hypothetical. The transcript has a single exon. Bases 70 to 1554 code for a protein of 494 amino acids. The record is from RefSeq and is a predicted model, not a curated record. Lineage: Eukaryota; Euglenozoa; Kinetoplastea; Trypanosomatida; Trypanosomatidae.
AGAACAGAUUGCGUGUUUUUUUGUUUGCUGACGUGUCGAGAUAACUCGUGUGCCGCCACCACGCACACGAUGCUGCUCGCACGACGGGCAGUUGCACCUCCUGCGUGGAAUGCAGUCGCCUUGGUAACGACGCGGAGGACGGCCCACGCGUCCUACUCCUCAUCCUCCUUACCAGCGCCCGCCCCAUUUGCAGCUGCUCCUCCGCCGUCGCCUCUCAUCGCUACAUCGCCUAACUCCGGCGUCCUGACUCCACCACUCCUGCACUUCAACCUCAAAUCCCUGCCACCGCAGCUGCAACGCGAGUUUGACGUGGAGGCCAACCAACGUGCCCUGCGCCACCUACGCCGCAACGCACCUCCCGGCGACACCAGCAGCAACAGCAGCGCGGCCUCCGCCGCUUCCUCGGAGGUGCACGUGAGCGCCGCCACUGUCCACAAAGUGAUGUGGAGAUGCGCGGGGUGCAACGCUCGGUGGUCAGCUCGCCCCUCGGACCGCGUGAAUCCUCAAACCGCCGACGCCCACCGCUGUCCGAGGUGCUAUGGAGAUGCCGUACGCCCACCGUCUGCGUCGAGCUCAACGCAUCUCUCUUCACGUCAGCAGCCAACGGAUGCCACACCUGUGUGUCCGUCUAGCCUGUUGUGUGAGGCGCACCCGCCACUCGCGGCGCAGUGGGAUGCGCAACGCAAUCAGCUCUUGCAGAACAACGUGCUGCAAGGUGUGACAGAAGUCCAUACGUCCGCUUCUACACGAGUCUGGUGGAGAUGUCCGCUGUGCCGUACACCCUGGCUAGAGUCCGUCGCGAGCCGCGUCACGCGCUACGAGCUCGCUCUGCAAUCUUUAAGAACGUCUGCAUCGGCGACGCUGGCAGCGCUGGUGUGCCCUGCCUGCGAGCGUCGUGGGGUGUCGCGUGGGGCUGCAUCGGUUUCUUCUGGUCCUGCUGCUGCCUCGACCGGCCCACGUCGUUUCCUGCGUGAUGAUCGCCUGUUGUUGUCGGAGGCCCUCCUGCGGCCCUCGCAGGACCCCGCCGAGAUUUCGUUGACGAGCGAAGCGAUGCUGCAGUGGCGCUGUCGCACGUGCCAGUUUGAGUACGGCGCCACGGUCGCCAACCGCUUUCUGCGCCACGAGCGCUGCCCGCAGUGCACGGGAAAGGAGAAGUCGAUGAUGAACCUGUUGGUGAUCCAGCGGCCAGACGUGGUGGCAGAGGUGAGCCGGCACGUCUCCCGCACACGGCUGCGCCACCUUACGGUGCACGAUGACACGGAGCUGCCGUUCGUGUGCCGGACGUGCUUUUCUCCGUAUCGCAUGACGGCACGGGCCCGGUGCGCCGUGCCCCGCGGUGUGCCGGCGUGUUCGAAGUGCUUCCUCACCGGCACGCAGGUGCUGGCGGAGGCGCACCAACAGAUGCGGCAGAAGGGGGCGCAGCACCUCACUGCUCGCGCGCGUCGUCGCGUGCAGCAGAAGACCCUGCAGCUGAGUCGCAGCAACCGCAGCGCGGAUCGUCUGGCGGCAACGGCGAACGAGCUGCGGCAUCGCGAUGGGGCGCUGAAAGACUGA